AUGUUCCAGACCAAAGCCGAAAGAAAUAGGAAAUACCGCAAACGUGGAGGUGUCAAAGUACGGAAGCGUAAACAGGCCGCAAUAGCACGGGAUCUAAAUCAGAUCAACGAACUAAUAGAGUUGGCAUAUAAAACAGCCAAUCUCUCCGAAUCCACAACCUUAUCACACAACCAGAUUGACUCUACCUGCCCCUUUUCGCCGCCAACACCUCAAAGUUCUCAUUCCCCAGGUGACAGUCCUUCACCUACCGACACCUUGUCUCCGGUACUUUUACCACAGUUUUCGAAACACCAGCAUUUCACCAAUCACCCCACAAGUCAUCAGGGUACAUCCACCUCCCCUGCAUCCCCCGAAGUCAUCGACCUUACUACGGAACCCGACACCUAUUCACCGGGUUUGCCAACCAUCCAACCUCCAAAAUUCAACGGAGAGCUUCUUGAGUGGCAAUCUUUUAAAAAUAUGUUCAUAUCCGUUGUCAACAAGGAAGGUGUCAACGAGAUUGACAAGAUGCACUAUCUUCUCCAAAGCCUGCCUUACUCUCUCGUUGCUAACGUGGAGAUAAUAGACAUUGCAUUUGCCACGGCCUGGCAAACUCUGACCACUAGCAUACCUAAAAUGGCGUCGCGAUCCGCCAAAGAGAUCAACUACAUCAUGAACACUACGUCUGAGGUUUUCAACGCCCUGAACGCUCUUGGAUCGCCAGUCAAUCAAUGGGAUCACAUUAUUGUGCACUACAUUACCCAAAAGCUGGAUCCUCUGACUCGAGAGGACUGGGAAAUCACGCUUGGAGCUGCCACAGAUUUUCCGACCUAUGAGCGCCUCAAAAGCUUCUUGCUAGCCCGUGCACGAGCUCUUGAAGCCAUGGAAGGACGUCUCCCAGUAAAACCACGUGACCCCAAGGCCAAAAGGAAUUCCUCGAGUGGUAGUAAAGCUACCUACGGUUCCAAGCUAUCAUCUGCGCAUGUCCAUAUGGCCAGUUCAUCAUUGCAGAACACCACUACGGUCACUGGACAGUUUGCUACACCACAAUCACCUCCUGGAUUGAUCGCUGGAGGACCUCCAAGACCACAACGUUCUUGUUCGUGCUGUGGUGAAGCACACUUCAUCGUAUCGUGCCCAACGUUUCAAAACUUAUCGCCGAACGAGCGUCAGCAGCAAAUUACCUCCAAGUCGUUGUGUCCCAACUGUCUUGGACCACAUUCUUUCGAGAAUUAUUGCAGCAUAAAACGCUGUCGGUUCUGCCAAGCAGCGCAUCAUUUCAUGCUGCAUAACUCUACGCUUCUCAGCUCACACACCAACAUCAACCUCAUCAUCGCCCAUCGCAUCAUCGUCCUCGCCAUCGCCUAUCGCUGCAUCGCUACUCUCGUCGCAACAAGAUCGCUCUUCGUGCUACACAGCCUCAUCAUCAAGACCGCUGGUGUUGUUGGCUACAGCAUGAGCUCUCAUCGUAUCACCAACAAAUCGUCCUCGCCCAGAAGUGUACCUUCAGGAUCAACCAAGGGUGCUGUUGAUAUAACUUUACGAUCCAAUCAUUCUGACGACCAGAUUGAUCUACAUGUGCAUGUCAAUCCUGGAACCACAUUGCAGAUAUCACCAGGUCGGAUUGACAUCCUCAUUGGAGCUGACUCCUAUGGCUCAAUCAUUAAACCUGGAGUAAUCACGGGAAACCCGAACCAGCCCAUCGCCAUUCAGACUGUCUUUCGAUGGGCUGUUUUUGGACCAGCUGGUCCAUCUUCUAUCACCGCGCCUGCACAUCAAGGUCACCUCAUUUCAAACUUGCAGCUUCACGAACUUGUUUCGAGAUUUUGGGAGCAGGAAGAAGUUCCAGCGUCUCACCAAGAAUCUCUCAGUGCUGAAGAAGUCGAGUGUGAAGCUCACUUCAUCGCCACGCACUCUCGCGACAGCUGCGGUCGCUACAUCGUGCGAUUGCCCUUCAAAUCCAAUGCUCCUCCACUUGGAUACUCGAAAGGUAUCGCACAACGAUCUCUAUCUCGACUACUUCAUCGCAUCGUCCAUCAACCUAAUCUUCACCGCUUGUACACGGAGUUUCUCACCGAAUACGAGUCCCUGGGUCACAUGGAGAAAGUCCAAUAG
This is a messenger RNA of Athalia rosae (coleseed sawfly), 2094 nucleotides long. RefSeq lists its product as uncharacterized. The record is from RefSeq and is a predicted model, not a curated record. Bases 1 to 2094 code for a protein of 697 amino acids. The transcript has 6 exons. NCBI's taxonomy places the organism in Eukaryota, Metazoa, Arthropoda, Insecta, Hymenoptera, Athaliidae.